AUGGCAUCAAAACUGGUACAACUUCAGGCAAAGGCAUGUCAGGCAACAAAGUUUGUGGCCAAGCAUGGGAGUUCCUACUACAAACAGUUGUUGGAGCAGAACAAGCAAUACAUUCAAGAGCCUGCAACGAUAGAGAAGUGCAGCGAGUUGUCUAAGCAAUUGCUCUACACUCGUCUUGCUAGCAUUCCCGGGCGUUACGAGACAUUCUGGAAAGAAGUAGACUACGCAAAGACCUUAUUGAAGAACAGAGCGGAUCUGAAGGUGGAACAUGCAGGGAUCGCUGCAUUGUUUGGCCUAGAGUGCUUUGCUUGGUAUUGCGCAGGUGAAAUCGUUGGCAGAGGAUUCACUUUCACCGGUUACUACCCCUGA
Molecule: messenger RNA, 369 nt
Organism: Microthlaspi erraticum
Lineage: Eukaryota; Viridiplantae; Streptophyta; Magnoliopsida; Brassicales; Brassicaceae
Source: the annotation of a GenBank genome assembly